GAUAUUAGGGUUCCAAAUAAUUUAAAAAUAAUAUCGAAGUUUCCUUUUCAUAGUCCGAGAAAUUUUCAGAGAUUCGAUACCGAUGAAAUUUUGAUUCACGUGUUGUCUUAACUUUCUCUCUCAUUUUCUGAAAAAAUUUAGAGGGAGGAAGUUCGAUAAUCGGUAUAGCUGUCGCCGUUUGUUUGUUUGUAUUAGUGUCCGGAACUGUAGUUCUCAGUUUACGCGAAAAUUUAUAUGUAGCGAGAGAAAUUAGUUGGUGCCAUUUGGUUUGGUUUCAAUUUCAUCAUCUGAAAAAAAAAAAUUUGAAAAUUGAAAAACAAUAUGGCUGUUUGCGUGAAAGAAUCUUAGCAUGAUAGAAAUGGAUGAAGGAAUGGAGGUAUACACAAUGAAGGCGUUUAAGGUGGAAGAAUUUGUAUUUGAUAUUGAUUAUGAAUUUGAUGCGGCUCAGUACUUUGAUUUCUCUCAACCAGAAACUUCAGAAGAUACUAUGGAAGCGGAACGCUGGUUCGAAUCGGCUGCAGGUUGCCCCCCUUCACCUUUUAUUUCCAAGUCAAAGUGUAGAUAUCAUAUCCCUGAGGAUAUGGGAAGCGACUAUUGUGAUUCUAGAAACAUGAGUUCUGUAGGACUGGAUUUCUGUAAUGACAUUCACCAAGAUAUUCCGAAAUUCAAAACCAAGUCUGUGGUCAAGUCGUCUCUAUCAAGGAGUUCAACUUUAAUGAAACCCACAGCAAGUUAUUUGGCAAAGCACAGUCAACCUCAAGAAGUUAAUUCGCAGGAUAUUUUAAGAAGAAAAAUGGACAAGUGCUCACAAAAUUCUUCUUUCAUCGAGAACCUGGCUACCAAGAGACAAAAGCUGGAUGUUGGUUACUUAUGCAAGGUUUCUCAUCUGAAGCAUCAAACUCCUUUCUUACACAAGGUUUCUAACGAGGCUGGACUCCUUGGGGUUAGUUCAGUGCAUGCUAGAUCAAAAGUUACUAUUCCUAGAGAACCCAAUUUGAAAACUGCAAAUAGAGCACAAAGACAUAGGUUCAAGGUUAAUGCAGAGUCGACUGAACAUGUAAAAUCAAAUAAUUGUACUUUUAAAGCACGCCCCUUGAACAGAAAAAUUUUUGAAUCUCCUGCAUUGCCCCUCACCAAAAAGAGCACACUACCACUGACUGAGUGUCAAGAGUUUCAGCUGAGAACAUCUGAGAGGGCUAGGCAACAUGCACAUAGCAAUGUAGUGAACAGGAGUAAUUAUAAUUCUGUCUCACAAAAUGAAAACAAAUACUCUGAAAGACUGAGCCCUGUCAAUUCCCUAAAGGAAGAGAAAUUUGAAGUAACACAACAAAUUAAAUCUCAACCUUACAAUAAGCAGGAAUUUGAUCCCCCUGUGGAUAAAACAUUUUUGAAUAUGCCACCAAUCGAACUAUUUAAUAAGCUCUCCCUGGCAUCAGUUGACACUAACAUAAAACCCCAGUCAAAAUUGCCUCCUCCUUCAAAGGAGUUAAAAGAGAACACACAAAGCUCCUUCCAUCUGGAACAUGAGAUGCUAAAAGCAGUCAAGAAAAAUUCUCCGAGGUUUGGUUUUAACCAGUACCAAUGUGGGAGUGAAUCAACUGAAAAAGGGAUUACUGAAGGUGGAGCACGAUACAACAUAAACAGGAACUUGGAUAUACAUUGAGUUACUUGAAAAAGGCUUUUGAGAAAUGAGUUGGUCAUUUCAGGUGAGUUUUGAUACCCUUUGGACCCUAAAAAUCAUAGCAAAUAGCUGCACAUAACCGUUGCUUUUUUUUUUUUUUGGUUUUGUACAUUUUCUUACGGAGUAAUACUAUGUUUAUACACUUUUGAAUACAUAAAUGGGUACACAGAUACCUAAUUACAUAAUAACACAAAUUUGUUAACCCAUUUGUGUAUUCAAAAAUGUAUGCACAUAAUUUUAUUGUUCUUAUGCAUGAAAAAAACAAUGUAUAGCAUUUCUUCAAAAUUAUAGUUCAGCUUGUUGGCAUAGACAAUUGGAUUUUCAGAUUAUAAGUUUAUAACCAUAGGAUUGAUUGGCUGUGUCAUUAUUUUGACUCAUUUUUACA
Molecule: messenger RNA, 2066 nt
Organism: Mangifera indica (mango)
Lineage: Eukaryota; Viridiplantae; Streptophyta; Magnoliopsida; Sapindales; Anacardiaceae
Product: protein TPX2-like
Exons: 16
Coding region: 350-1663 (437 amino acids)
Biological process (GO): activation of protein kinase activity; mitotic spindle assembly; regulation of mitotic spindle organization
Cellular component (GO): mitotic spindle; nuclear microtubule
Molecular function (GO): microtubule binding; protein kinase activator activity
Source: RefSeq, a predicted model, not a curated record